Molecule: messenger RNA, 8588 nt
Organism: Physella acuta
Lineage: Eukaryota; Metazoa; Mollusca; Gastropoda; Physidae
Biological process (GO): protein phosphorylation; innate immune response
Cellular component (GO): cytoplasm
Molecular function (GO): protein binding; protein kinase activity; ATP binding
Source: RefSeq, a predicted model, not a curated record
UCAAGUUAUCGUGUUUAAACACACACACACACACACACACACACAGACAUACGGACAAGAUUGUAAAAUUAUGUUUUUCCGAUUUCAAGUCUUUUACUAUAUUUCGUAUAUACGAGAAAGUAAAAAAGUAUUUCGCUUUACCGUCUCCUUUGUCGCUUGAUUGGAAACAAGAUAUUCGAAGUACAUUAGAUGGGCUUACCCAGCUUAGUAAAGAAUGUGAAAAGAAAGUUCGUUCACUGUGUUGGUGCUAAGUAUAGUUUUCUUGGAACAAGAUUUAUUGUUUUCUUUUCUAACCCGUCUCCAACAGAGUUGCCAGUUACUUUACCAUACACGGUAGGCCUAGCGUAGAAAACAAUUGUAACGUAUGCAGUAGUAGUGUGCUAUGUGCUAAACUAAUUGUGACGUGAACGUCUUUUGUCAUUGUCAAAGCAUACACUACAAAGCGUAUUACGGAGAAGGGCCCCUAUUUCCUUGGGCCCCUAUGCCUUGCUUACGCUAGCUUUACGGUAGCUACGCCACUGAUUAGGAGCCAUCUCUAAGCGCGUAGGUCUCAAGAUCAACAAAGUAAAGACAGAAGUGAUGAGAAUUAACAAUAACCACGAGGCCCAAGUGACAAUAGACGGAAGACGGAGUUCUGUCUUUACAAACUGAUGAUUCUAAACAAAAAGUUUAUCACUCAUAAAAAUUAAAAAGAAAUCGAUCGAUUAUCAUGUCGUUAUUACCAACCCUUGGUGAUGUACAACCUAACCACCUUACGGAGAAGUCCAAAAAAUCAGACUGGGCAGCAUUGAAAAAAACGGCUUUUGUAUGUGAACUUGACAUGUUUAAAUUUAUAUUGGAAUUUAAAAACGAAAUUGACAACACCGACAAUUAUGUGUUAACGCCGCUUAUGCAGGCAUCAUACAGAGGCCAAAUUGACCAGAUUAAAAUUCUUCUUGAUCAGGGCUCUGACUGCAAUGCCUUAACAAGCAAUGGACUCAAUGCGAUAAUGAUGGCGACAUUUAACAAUCACUAUUAUGUUGUUGAUUUGUUAAUACGCCGAAAAACAAAUUAUAAUUUCAUUAACUCAGAUGGCAUCAGCGCUUUAAUGCUAGCUUCUGCUAUGGGACAUGCUAAAACAGUCGAAGUUCUACUAGGAUACGAGGUUGACGUAAAUGUAAAAUGUAAAAGCGGACUAACUGCAUUAAUGUUGGCUGCUUUAGGUGGAUUUGAGGAUGUUGUGGAUUUGUUAAUUAAACAUAAUGCUGACUGCAACAUGGUAAAUGACAUUAAUAAAAGCUGUCUUAUCAUCGCUGCAGAAAAUAGAAAUGUUCGCAUUGUGAAAUCACUCUUAGAUAACCAAGCUGAUUACACUAUUGUAGAUGAAAAUGGAUACAACGCAUUAAUUUAUGCGGCACAAAAUGGAUUCUCUGACAUUGUCCAAGCACUAAUAAGUAAAGGCGCUAGUAUUAACACAACAAAUAAUAAAGGAGAAAAUGCUUUUGUGUUGGCAGUUAAGGCUGGACACGCCGAAGUUGUUGAGCUAUUAAUUAAACAGGGUGCUGAUUAUGACGGAGGUAUUCCAAUGCCAUCUUUUAGCCAUUCGAGAAAUUUAGAGCUGCAAGAGCUGGCUUUUGGGCGAAUAUUAGAUUUGGUGGCCGAUGCUGUUUAUCGUGAACCAAUGUCAGUUGUUAAGAUUCUAAAACAAGUUGAAGAAUUGAAACAUUUUCUUAAAAAUGCAGAAACAGAUGCAACAUUUGACAAAGAUACUUCCAUAAAAAUUCCAGCAUUAAUAUUGGCAACACAAUUGGAUUUUACAGAAGUUGUAAAAGUUUUAUUAUUACCAAAAAUUGAUGUAAAUGUUAAAGACGAAGACGGGAAUACUAGUUUAAUGAUUGCUUGCUUUUACGGGAAUUCUGAAAUUGCCAAGCUGUUGAUUACCGCGCUUAGCAAUGUAAAUUUGAAAAACGAAAUGGAUUUCACUGCUUUACAUAUGGCUGUUGAGAAUGGCAUGACAGAGAUUGUUGAAAUGCUGAUAGAGAAAAAAUGUGAUUUGGAAGCUAAAGCCAAACAUGGAGUAAAUGCUUUACUUCUCGCUUGUUUCUUUGGGCACGACAACAUAGUUGAGCUUUUGUUAAGAAAUGAUGUUAACUGUAACUGUGUUCUUAACAAUGGCGUAAGUCCUCUCAUGUUAGCGUCGAAUCGGGGUUUUAGUAACAUUGUUACACAGUUACUUGAAAAAGGCGCAAAGAUUGAUUUGUUUGAAAUCAAACAACGCCUAACCGCCUUGACGUUAGCUUCUAUUGAUGGACACACAGAAAUCGUUGAGAAAAUUUGUCAGUCAAAAAAAUUCAAAGAGAGUAUAAUGAAUUUUCAGGACAGUAACGGAUAUACAGCAUUAAUGGACGCUUCGUAUAAUGGUCGAGUUGACACGGUAGCUUUUCUUUUGAGUAUGUCAGCUGACUGUAAUGUUUCAUCAAAAUCUGAAGGAACGGCCUUACAUUUAGCUGCUGGAAAGGGGUCACAUGAAAUAACAAAAAUGUUGCUGGAACAUAAUUGCCCCGUCAAUAAAUGUGACAACUAUGGAAACACUGCUCUGAUGAUCGCUUCACAGCUCGGUCGUGUUGAGGUUGUACGUGAAAUACUCAAAUACAAGCCUGAAAUAAAUACAGUGAAUACUGAAGAUCACACCGCUUUAGGCCUUGCCACCGCACAUAACCAUCUCGAUGUGGUAAAGCUGUUAGUUCAAAAUGGGGCAGAGGUCGACAAAAUUAAUAAACACCGCUAUAGUGCUUUGUCAAUAGCAGUCAUGAAAAGUCAUCUAGAAAUAGCCAAGUAUUUAAUAAAAAAUAGAGCAAAAUGUGAAUUAUCUCUGUUAUUUGCUAUAGAGAAAGAGAGUUCAGAAAUAGUAGAGAUGUUACUAAAUUCAGACAAAAUCCAAAAUUAUAGUCGAAAUAACUCAUUGUUUUCAUAUCUAUUGCUUGUGGCAGCUAAAAAAGACACAUUUAUAAUUUUGCAAGCAAUUUUAAAGAGAUCUGUUGCAAAACGACCAAAUGAAAAAUAUCUUAAAAAAGGUUCUAGAAAUUCUAAAGCUAAGGCAAACCGAUUAGCUUUCUUAAUACCACCUGCAGACAUUUUACCAAUAGACAAGACACCAAUGUAUAAUGCUGUAAGUCCAUCACAAUCUGAUCAGCCUAAACACAUAGAAAUAAUGUCAUUGAACUUUGAAAAAAAUAAGGUGUCAUUAAUGAUUGACAUAAUAUCUUGCAAAUGUAAUUUGUUAUUUAAUGAAAAUCAAAUGAGCACGUUAUUUUAUUUAGCUGAUAAUAUGCACUUUGUUGUGUUGGAGCAAAGUUUCUAUCACAAUCUCCUCGAAAAGAGGAACUUUUGUUUUUGGAUUUACCUUUAUUUUGCCAUUGAAAGCGAAUAUAGUUUUGAGACGAUAAGAACCCGUAUAAUAAAAUAUGAUGAAAAACUACCACAUUGCUCAACUUCCACAAUCAAUCCAAAAAUUUUGAGCUAUGAAAAGAUUAAAGGGUCAUUGAUCUGUCUUCGCAGUUUAAAAAGUGCAAAGACUGACACGAAAUCGAACUCACCAUCACCAGAAGAAAUACAAAAUUAUAUUUCAACUGUCAUGGAUGAAUAUGCCGCGAUGAAAACAUUUGAACCUUUUCAGUUCUAUGUGCAUCAGAAAUGUUUACAUGUGAUUGCAACAUUUCUAACCGCAGACUCAGCUGCUAAUAUUGUUGAUUCUACUUUAAAAUCAUAUACAGAACUAACUGUACUGCAUCUUCAAGAACACAAACUACUCGAUAUUUUCGCAGAAAAUUCUUCGCUGCCGAUUAUCCAUAAUACUUUACAAGCAAUCCUGCAGCUUGUAGUAUUAAGUAAAGAUGCAGCAAUGAGUUUCGCAGAGAAUGGACUGGUUACUCUUCUAUUAAAACAAUAUAGAACAAAUACACGCAGUACUAAAAAUAGACCCACUAAUUUUGAGUUUAAGGUGACAGAACAUUUUAUACAAUUAAUUUUAGAAAUAUUGCGGAACACAUCACAUUACGACGAGAAUAAACAAUAUUUUAUUAAAUGCCAGAGUCUUGAGAUUUUAAGAAAGCGUUUUCCGACAUCAAAUUUCAAGAAAGAAAUAAUUAUGAUAAUUUCGUUGAUUAGUAAUCAAGCAAGCGAUCUUCCAGACUUAAGCGAUAGCGACAUCACAACUCUUCUAAGUACUUCGGAAAAUACUCUGACUGUGGACAAUUUGGCAGCCGAUUGGCUCCGAAGUUUGCGAUUAGUGGCAGAAAAGUAUGAAUCGUCAAAGCCAAUGUUUGUCGGCCUGUUUUCGAUUUUUACGGAAACGUUUCUGGAAGGCACUCUGGGUUUGCAAGAGCUUGUAAUAAGCCUUUUAAAAGUUAUUUCCACAAAUGAUGAAGCAAGCCAGGCAAUAGCGCAGGACCAAGAUCUACUCAAAGGCGUAAACUUGUUUCUAUCAAGUAACACACAGACUGGUAGUGACGCCAGAGUUAUAAACUGGAACACGUGUCGAGCUAGUGGAAAUGCUGCUUCUAUCCCAGGCACACCCGAUGUAUACUCACAAGAUUUUCCUCAAAAUUUUGAAAUCAAAGAUCAACUCGACAGAGGAUCAUUUGGAACUGUGUACCUUGUUACAGAUUUGGAGAAACCGGAUGAAAAAAGAUUUGUUGCAAAAAAAAUUUGGAUUAAAGAAGCAAAACAAGAUGCAAUUGGAAAUUUUUUGUCAGAGGCAGAACUUUUAUUAAAGGCAAGGCAUAAAAAUAUAAUACAGUUUCAUGGAUAUCAAAUAAAGGAUAUGUCAAUUAUUAUAUUCUUAGAAUAUAUGCCUAAGGGAACCCUAGCAACCUAUAUAAAGAAGAAAAACGGUCUAGAUGAAAAAACGACACGUAAAUUUACAAAACAGAUACUGGAAGGCUUAGAAUAUCUACAUCAAAAUAAAAUACUACAUCUAGAUAUUAAAGGCACUAACAUUUUAAUUGAGAAUAAAAAUAGCAUAAAAAUUGCUGAUUUUGGGCUUUCAAAAUUUAUUGCAAAAGAGCAUGAUCUCCAGGCCAUAAACGGUUGUGGUACACCUGGGUACACAGCACCUGAAGUGUUAGCAGGCGACUUAAAAUUAGAGUUCUAUUCCAAAGCUGACAUUUGGAGUGUUGGGUGUACGGUCGUUCAAAUGCUAACGCAAAAGCGACCAGACAAUUCCCUUCGAAAUGAGCAGCAUGUCUAUAAGCUGGCUACUCUACAAAAGCCAUCGUAUAAACUUCCGCCAAACUCGUCUGAAGAACUAAAAGAAUUUUUGGAUAAAACUUUCAUCAUGGAUCCUCAAGAGAGACCUUCAGCUAAGCAAUUACUGCAGUCUGAUCGUUUUCUGCUUGGCCCAGCUUCUAUAUCUGAUUAAAAUUAUUUGAAAAAACAGCAUAAAUCAUUAAUAACAAGUAUAUUUUACGAUAUAUUAGAAUCAUAGCUAAAAUACGUGUUUACAAUAUAAAAGAAAGAAAAGACACGACAUAAAUUAUUAUUUAAAAUUAAGUAAGACGUUGAGUUUAGCUGAAUAUAAAGGAUUUAUUUUUAUUAAUUUGUUACCACUUGUUACACUGUGUACAGGCAACAUGUCAGUUAUAUGUAGAAACGAUAAGCGGAAUGAUUAGUUUUCCUGUUAUUUAUUUUGUAAAUGUCCUAUUUUCUUAAACAAAUAUUAUUGUAAUAAGGUAAGCUCUUUUAAUUGAAAUACACAGAAAUAUUUAAAAGUUUUAAUUUUAUCGUAGUUUUACAUGGGUGACUCUUUUUUUUGUUUUUCUUUUAAAAAUAUUUUAUAUAUUAUAUAAUAUAACAUAUUGCUUUUAAAAAAUGCAAUGAAAAAUUAACUUUUUCUUUAGAGUAUAGAUUUGUUCAUUUUAAGAUGCAUUCAAAUAAUAAUCUUUUGGCAUUUCACAUAAUGAAUUAAUUUUAACUAAUUUAUUUUUAAUGGUUUUACUGUACAAUGUUUUUUUAUAUCAAUAAAUAUUAAAUGUUAGCACAUACUUCUCAGAUGCAUGCGGCAGUGUGGUCUAGCGGUACUGCGCUAUUUUACUUAUGCUAUUCUAUUUGUACUCGAGUUCGAAUCAGGGUUCAAAUCAGUAAAAAAUAACUAAAUCCACCCUCCACCUGAUGGGUACCUCAUGUUAUUUUAAAGGCUUCUGGGCAUAUUGCCUACGAUACUAUCCUUUCCUAUACCUUUUCUCUACAAAAGGUAAUUGCAGCUUCACUACAGUGGGACUCAUAAUUGUCCAAAAUCAUCAACACUGGACUUUCUUUUGACGGCUUCGCAUGUAGGGCAAAAUGCUGAAGAAAUGUAAUGAAGUUCUCAGACGUCACCCAUUCGGAUGCCUUUGUGUGAGAAUCGCAUCGAGUUCCUGGUUGGGCACCUAUAUUCCAGUGAUCUUGAACAUUGACUCGGGGGAAGAUCAGGAAUAGUGGCAUGCUAUUUCCGAUGGAUUUUACCGCUCCCCAUAGUGUGACGCUGCUCCCUUUCUCAUGUGACACGAUGGAGCCCAAACGUUUUUCACCAUUAUUUGCAAGUUGUCCCUGAGACGUUUGUACAAUGAAACACCCAGUUUCGUCAAUGUUCCAAAUGCAUUUUGACCGAAACUUAUGUUUCCUCAUCACUUUCUCCAGAUUAUCGAAGAACAAGUUGACGUUCGUUUUGUUGAAUGUCUGUACGCGAUUGAGUUAUUUUGCCUCCGGACUUCGAAGAGAUAGCUUGUCAUUGUGACGUUGCCUGAAUGCCUUCAGCCAAUCCUCUCCUGCAGUUUUCGCAGAGGACCAGGAUUCAGGCAUGGCAAGUUUGUUGGAGACAGCAACUUCGUAGGCUAGUUUGCGUAAUUCUCUCAGAGUUAGGCCACAGUAUAUUGAAGAGGCUUCAAUGAUGUAGUCCAGCUAAACUUGUUCUUGCUCAUCUGAGAAGAUGCGCUUCUUCUACGUACUGUAGCCAAAAGUUGCCUUCUCAAUGUUGAAGUCUGUUUUGUGCAGCUUCACAUAGCAUUGUAGGGUCUUAUAAUCAACCCCACAGUCGGAUGCAGCUUUACGGAGCGACUUUCCUUCAAAAUGGGCUGCAACUGCAAUCUCAAUGGCAUGCUUCUUAAAUAUUACUCAUGUUGUCUUGCGCUGGCAUUGUCUUGGCAUGAUUCUGUAAAGAAAAAAAGCAAGUUGAACGCCUUAGACUAAAUUCAAGGAUACAAUCUAAUCACAAAAAUUCAGUGAUUGCAUAUGCAAUGUUUGGACUAUAAAGAUUAUUAUUACCGAAUAAAUUUAUAUAUUUAUUACUACUACUACUACUUGACUUGUCUAUUAUUAUCUUAUUCACUGUAUCUAUGCUAGGUGAAUAUUAUGACAUUAAUUAUUGGAAAUUCAAGAAAGAAAAAAGAAAAAUAAUAUUUUGCAUGUUUUGUACCAAGUAGUCUUCUUUUUUAAAUGACCGGGGUGAAAAGUCACACCAAAGAAAAAGUCACAGGAAAAAAACACAGAAAAAGUCAGGUUUUGCUAGGAAAAAAAGGCACAGAAAAAAGUCCCAAAGGAAAAAAUGUAUCGGAAAAAAAUUCACAGAAAUAAAGCCACAAAAAUAAAGUCUCAAAAUCUUAAAAGAAAUAUGUUGAUUGUAUGGUUAAGAAUUGUAAAAUUUUAGGUGUUUAUUCUUGUGGGUUGUUUCUUUUUUAGUAGCAUAUUUAUACACGUAAAAUCAUUAUGGUUUAUAACUUUAAUACGUAAAACUAAUAUGAAGUAAUUUACACAGCAACCUCAACGUUAGUAACGUAUUUAGUUAAAUACGCGGUAGAAAAACUAAUUACAAAAGAAAAUGUGGCUCAUCAUUGUGUUUUGCAUAUUUGUUUUUGCCGUGGCAUAUCCUUGAUGGUCUUCUCCUCAGUCAGCCUUGUCCAUCCAUAUUGUGUGUUGUUGACGUUUUGCGACAAAGCUAGCCAUUGUACCCCGUCGGCUUUCUGUUUGAAUACCAUGCUUUGUUACGUAAUAAGCGUGAAGAAUGUGUUCAGAAAACGCGGUUGAGGUAUUGUUGUAGUUAGUUGAGGGCAGCAAGUCAGAUUAGCAACGUCUUAUGCCAUUUCAUGCUAAAUCAAAAGACACGAUGAAAACGGAAAAGGCUGGACCAUUCUAUCAGGUUUUAUUAAAUAUCAUAUGUAGUGGAAGUAAAGCCUACACACUUCUUACUAUAUAUGUUUAAGUUUGCUAUACAUAUUUCUAUACAUAUACAACCUACGUACACGACAAUACAGUAAAUUAAUCUAAGUAGAUUUGUACUCGCUAAUUAUUAACACUUAAAAGUAUUAACAAAUUCCAUGCAAAUAUAUAAUUGUGACUUUUUUCCUGUAACUUUUUUGCUACAAGUGGGAAGUUAGCGCAUGAGUUCUUAUGUUAUUAUUGAAGCCUAUCUAAGGCAGAAAAUAUUUAAUCAGGCCAUCACCUAAUAUCAUGUGAUCAGAUAAUACGCAAUGCUGUAUAAUGAUUCAAUUUCUAAAAAAAAUUCAAACAGCUUCAUCAAGCAUUGCUAAUAAUGCAAUAUUUACGCCAUUCCUUUGAACUUUUCUCCGCAUUUUUGA